Messenger RNA from Saccharomyces cerevisiae S288C, 2265 nucleotides. RefSeq lists its product as uncharacterized. Gene Ontology annotation, molecular function: secondary active sulfate transmembrane transporter activity. The record is from RefSeq and is marked reviewed. NCBI's taxonomy places the organism in Eukaryota, Fungi, Ascomycota, Saccharomycetes, Saccharomycetales, Saccharomycetaceae. The transcript has a single exon. Gene Ontology annotation, biological process: transmembrane transport; sulfate transmembrane transport. Gene Ontology annotation, cellular component: membrane; endoplasmic reticulum membrane. The coding region runs from base 1 to 2265 and encodes 754 amino acids.
AUGACAUCAAAUAAUUCGUUAUUGGGGCGUGGAAGGAUGUCAUAUUCCUCUACCGCUCCACCAAGAUUCAAAAGAUCAGUCGACCAGCGUGACACUUUCUCGGACAAUUUUGAUUAUGAUAAGGAUUCAUCCAAUCGAGGCAGGACCUAUAUUGCAGCAUCUAAUUCAACUACUGGGGUACCCCCACCCAACAACUCAAGAUCAGGAUGCACCAAUAAUACAAAUAAUACAAAUAAUACAAGUAAUACAAGUAAUACGAACAAUAAUGAUAGCGUUGAUGAGAAUACAGUGUUUGAAACUUUACCUUAUUACCUGCCCUGCUUUUCAUGGCUUCCUGAGUACACUUUCAAUAAACUGUGGGGCGACGUAAUCGCAGGUAUCUCAGUAGCGUCAUUUCAGAUACCACUUGCGCUAUCGUACACAACUUCAAUUGCACAUGUCCCACCUUUAUGCGGACUAUAUUCUUUGGCUAUUAGCCCAUUUGUCUAUGGUAUUUUAGGUUCUGUUCCUCAGAUGAUAGUUGGGCCCGAAAGUGCAAUUUCCUUGGUCGUGGGACAAGCAGUCGAAUCUAUAACACUACAUAAAGAAAAUGUUUCUCUAAUUGAUAUUUCAACAGUAAUAACAUUUGUUAGUGGCACUAUCCUACUUUUUUCUGGUAUUUCCAGAUUUGGUUUCCUUGGAAAUGUUCUUAGCAAGGCACUUCUACGAGGUUUCAUAAGUUCAGUAGGACUGGUUAUGAUAAUCAACUCUUUGAUUUCUGAAUUAAAGCUAGACAAAUUUUUAGUAAGCUUGCCUCAACACUACCAUACCCCUUUCGAGAAAAUACUUUUCCUCAUUGAUUAUGCACCAGCACAAUACCAUAUACCAACGGCAAUAUUCAGCGGAUGUUGCUUGAUUGUCCUCUUUUUAACGCGUCUACUAAAGAGGAAAUUAAUGAAAUAUCACAAGAGCGCAAUAUUUUUUCCAGAUAUAUUAUUGGUGGUAAUUGUUACUAUUCUUAUUUCCAUGAAAUUUAAUUUAAAACACAGAUAUGGUAUUUCUAUCAUUGGCGACUUUAGCAUGGACAAUUUUGAUGAAUUGAAAAACCCUUUAACUCGUCCUAGACGUAAGCUAAUACCAGAUCUUUUUAGUGCAUCUCUAAUAGUGGCAAUGUUGGGUUUUUUUGAAUCUACGACCGCGUCGAAAUCUCUUGGAACAACUUACAAUCUUACCGUUUCCUCUAAUAGAGAACUAGUAGCUUUAGGAUUCAUGAAUAUUGUCAUCUCAUUAUUCGGUGCUCUUCCCGCAUUCGGCGGAUAUGGAAGAUCCAAGAUCAACGCCCUAUCAGGAGCACAAAGCGUAAUGUCGGGAGUGUUUAUGGGUGUCAUCACCCUAAUCACAAUGAAUUUACUUCUUCAAUUCGUACAUUAUAUUCCUAAUUGUGUUUUAUCCGUCAUAACAACCAUCAUCGGAAUUAGUUUAUUAGAGGAAGUGCCAGGCGACAUAAAGUUCCAUUUGCGAUGUGGUGGCUUUAGUGAACUAUUUGUUUUUGCUGUUACCUUCUGCACUACAAUAUUUUACUCAAUCGAAGCAGGAAUAUGCAUCGGAUGUGUCUAUUCAAUUAUAAAUAUUAUAAAGCAUUCAGCAAAGUCAAGAAUCCAAAUUCUGGCUAGGGUAGCGGGAACGUCGAACUUUACGAAUCUUGACGACUACAUGAUGAACAUGAAAAGGAACUCUCUGGAUGUUGAGGGCACAGAAGAAAUCGAGGGAUGCAUGAUUGUUAGAAUACCUGAGCCUCUCACAUUUACAAACAGCGAAGAUUUAAAACAGAGACUUGACAGAAUAGAGAGGUACGGUUCGUCUAAGAUACAUCCUGGAAGGAAAUCACUUCGCUCGAAGGAUUCCAUAAAAUAUGUCAUUUUCGAUUUAGGUGGGAUGACCUCAAUAGAUUCUUCAGCCGCCCAAGUGCUGGAGGAAAUUAUCACUAGUUACAAGAGGCGCAAUGUCUUUAUUUACCUUGUCAAUGUAUCUAUAAAUGACAAAGUAAGAAGGCGAUUAUUCAAAGCAGGUGUAGCUGCUAGUGUGGAAAGAGCGCAAGCAAAUAACAACGAAAAUAAUACUAGCAACACAUUUAGUGAUGCAGGAGAGACAUAUUCUCCGUACUUCGAUAGCAUUGAUGCGGCUCUUUAUGAAAUUGAGAAAAUGAAAAUUAAAGGGAACAACGUCCCGAACAAUGAUUCGGAGAGUUUUAUGUCCAAUACUUUAUUUAAUUCAAGUCUAGUGUAA